Messenger RNA from Condylura cristata (star-nosed mole), 4050 nucleotides. RefSeq names its product tumor protein p53 binding protein 2 (gene TP53BP2). Gene Ontology annotation, cellular component: nucleus. NCBI's taxonomy places the organism in Eukaryota, Metazoa, Chordata, Mammalia, Eulipotyphla, Talpidae. Gene Ontology annotation, biological process: regulation of apoptotic process; signal transduction. The coding region runs from base 1 to 3378 and encodes 1125 amino acids. Gene Ontology annotation, molecular function: p53 binding. The transcript is spliced from 17 exons. The record is from RefSeq and is a predicted model, not a curated record.
AUGUUUCUCACAGUGUACCUCAGCAACAAUGAGCAGCACUUCACAGAAGUUCCAGUGACUCCAGAAACAACCUGCAGAGAUGUGGUGGAUCUGUGCAAAGAGCCUGGCGAGAAUGACUGCCACUUGGCUGAAGUGUGGUGUGGCGCUGAACGUCCAGUUGCUGAUAAUGAGCGGAUGUUUGAUGCUCUGCAAAGAUUUGGAAGUCAGAGGAAUGAAGUUCGCUUCUUCCUUCGUCAUGAACGUCCACCUGGCAGGGACAUGGUGAGUGGACCAAGGCCUCAGGAUCCAAGUUUAAAAAGAAAUGGUGUAAAAGUUCCUGGUGAACAUCGGAGAAAGGAGAAUGGAGUUAGUAGUCCUAGGAUGGAUCUUACUCUUGCUGAACUUCAGGAAAUGGCAUCUCGCCAACAGCAACAGAUUGAGACCCAGCAACAAAUGUUGGCUACUAAGGAACAGCGCUUAAAGUUUUUGAAACAGCAAGACCAGCGUCAACAGCAACAAGCUGCUGAACAGGAGAAGCUGAAGAGGCUAAAAGAAAUAGCUGAGAACCAGGAAGCUAAGCUUAAAAAAGUGAGAGCGCUGAAAGGCCACGUGGAACAGAAGCGGCUGAGCAACGGGAAGCUGGUGGAGGAAAUCGAACAGAUGAAUAGUUUGUUCCAGCAAAAACAGAGGGAGCUCGUUCUGGCUGUGUCAAAAGUGGAGGAACUUACGAGACAGCUGGAGAUGCUCAAGAAUGGCAGGAUCGACGGCCAUCACGACAGCCAGUCUGCCGUUGCUGAGCUGGAUCGCCUCUACAAGGAGCUGCAGUUAAGAAACAAAUUGAAUCAAGAGCAGAAUGCCAAGCUACAACAACAGAGGGAGUGUUUGAACAAGCGCAAUUCAGAAGUGGCGGUCAUGGACAAGCGUGUUAAUGAGCUGAGGGACCGGCUGUGGAAGAAGAAGGCAGCACUACAGCAGAAAGAAAAUCUUCCAGUCUCAUCUGAUGGAAAUCUCCCCCAGCAGGGGCUGUCAGCACCGAGCCGUGUGGCUGCGGUGGGUCCUUAUAUCCAGUCGUCUACUAUGCCCCGGAUUCCCUCCAGGCCUGAACUUGUGGUGAAGCCAGCACUGCCAGACGGUUCCUUAGCUCUGCAGACUUCAGAGGUGCCAAUGAAAGUACAGACACUGCCGAACAUGAGGUCCUCUGCUGCUGCCCAAGCUAAAGGCUCUAAGCUCCUUCCACUUGGUCCUGAUUGGAGUUCAGCCAAUGCAGAUCUUUUCCCGAGCCAAGCCCCUGCGUCGGUUCCUAAGAGCUCUGGGACUGCUCCAGAUCAAGCUCAUGAUGGGGAUAUUCCACUGAGAGAGAAGGAGAAGAAAGUGCGCCCUUUUUCCAUGUUUGACACAGUGGACCAGUCUGCUGCCCCACCCUCCUUUGGUACCCUGAGGAAAAACCAGAGCAGCGAAGAUAUCUUGCGGGAUGCUCAGGCUGCAAAUAAAAAUGUGGCUAAAGUACCACCUCCUGUUCCAUCAAAACCAAAACAGAUUAAUUUGCCUUAUUUCGGACAAACUAACCAGUCACCAUCAGAUAUUAAACCAGAUGGAAAUCUUCAGCAGUUGUCGGCAGUGGUGGCGUCCCUGGGAAAUAAGCCAAAACCCACCGGGCAGCAGCAGAGGGUCUUGCUGUCCCCCGGCGUGCCUUCAGCUGGCCAAGACCAAACCCUUUCUCCAGGUUCUAAGCAAGAAAGUCCACCCGCUGCUGCUGUCCGGCCCUUCACUCCUCAGCCUUCCAAAGACACCCUACUUCCCCCCUUCAAAAAGCCCCAGACUGUGGCAGCAAGCUCAAUCUAUUCCAUGUAUACACAGCAUCAGGCUCCCGGAAAAAACUUCCAGCAGGCGGUGCAGAGUGCCUUGACCAAGACGCACCCCAGAGGCCCGCACUUCCCAAGUGUAUAUGGCAAGCCUGUGAUUGCUGCUGUCCAGAAUCAACAGCAGCACCCAGACAAUGUUUAUUCCAAUAACCAGAGCAAGCCUGGCAGCCCAGAACCUGAAACAGAGGCUGUAUCUUCCCUUCAGGAGAGCCAUGAAAAUGAAAGAAUUCCUCGACCCCUCAGCCCCACCAAAUUGCUGCCUUUCUUAUCCAACCCCUACCGAAACCAGAGCGAUGCUGACUUAGAAGCCCUCCGAAAGAAGCUGUCUAAUGCGCCAAGGCCACUGAAAAAGCGGAGCUCUAUCACAGAGCCCGAGGGUCCUAAUGGUCCAAAUAUUCAGAAACUUCUGUAUCAGAGAACCACCAUAGCUGCUAUGGAGACCAUCUCUGUCCCAUCGUACCCAUCCAAGUCAGCUUCAGUGACUACUGGCUCAGAAAGCCCCACAGAAAUCCAGAAUCCAUAUUUAUAUGUGGAGCCAGAAAAGGAGGUCAUCUCUCUGGCUCCUGAAUCCAAGUCUAUGGAGGAAGCUGCGAGUGCCAGUGUGGAGAACAGUGACCUGCCAGCUCCUUCUCCAGGCCUGGAUUAUGUGCCUGAAGGUGUCCCAGACAGCAACCCGAGUUUCCAGAGCAAUGUGGAAGAACCAACCCCAGAGCCUCCCCAUCUGCUGGAAGUAUACCUGGAGGAGUAUCCCCCAUACCCACCCCCGCCAUACCCGUCUGGGGAGCCAGAGGGGCCUGGAGAAGACACAGUGAGCAUGUGUCCACCUGAGGUCACCGGGCAGGCCACUCUGCCUCCUGGCAAAAGGACAAACUUGCGUAAAACUGGUUCAGAGAGGAUUGGGCAUAAAAUGAGGGUGAAAUUCAACCCCCUUGCUUUACUUCUAGACUCAUCUUUGGAGGGAGAAUUUGACCUUGUACAGAGAAUUAUUUAUGAGGUUAAUGACCCAAGCCUGCCCAAUGAUGAAGGCAUCACCGCCCUGCACAAUGCUGUGUGUGCAGGCCACACAGAAAUUGUCAAGUUCCUGGUACAGUUCGGUGUGAAUGUCAAUGCUGCUGAUAGUGACGGAUGGACCCCGUUGCAUUGUGCUGCCUCGUGCAACAACGUCCAGGUGUGUAAGUUUUUGGUGGAAUCGGGAGCCGCGGUGUUUGCCAUGACUUACAGUGACAUGCAGACUGCUGCAGAUAAGUGCGAGGAAAUGGAGGAGGGCUACACCCAGUGCUCGCAGUUUCUUUAUGGCGUGCAGGAGAAAAUGGGCAUAAUGAAUAAAGGCGUCAUCUAUGCACUUUGGGACUACGAGCCUCAGAACGAUGAUGAGCUGCCCAUGAAGGAAGGAGACUGCAUGACCAUCGUGCGCAGGGAGGACGAGGAUGAGCUUGAGUGGUGGUGGGCGCGCCUCAGUGACCGGGAAGGCUACGUGCCUCGGAACCUGCUCGGGCUGUAUCCAAGAAUUAAACCAAGACAGAGGACCUUGGCCUGAAACUUUACAGAAUUUUAGUUAAUGAAGAAUUAAAUCUCUAUUAUCACUAAGAAAGUGAUUAUUUUUGGCAAAAAAUUCCUGAGACUAUUUUAAUGACAAUGUAACUUGAAAGCAAUGAAGAAUGUGCUCUGGAAGAAGAUGAAGGGUUGAAGAAUCCACUGCUCCUGGGUGAAUGGAGCAUGGAAGUUCGCUGAUCGCACUGCGGAGCACAGGCCUUCUGCGUGGUGUGCAGAGAGCCACCGACAGGCCUGUUUCCCCACAACACAGGACUGUGUUCCCUGGGGCUGCUGGCAAUUUUCUGUCCUGCCCUUUUCCAGCCCAUGCCUGCCCUCCACUCGAAAGGACCAGUGUGCCCUGGUGGCGUCUGCUCGAGCACUCCAACACUGGGCACUGGAAUGAAGACUCAGUGGUGCAGACACUGUGUUGUCAGUGAGGAGCUGUUCGUUGCUUGUCAGUGAGCAAUAAUUUUCUUACACAACUUCUUGUAGCAUCUUAAGAGUUACACAUAUAUUUGAAAUACUGACACUAAGCUACACUACAGGUAAUUAGACUUAGCAUCUUAAUUUUUAGGCUAAUUUGAGUCUGUAUUUAUUGUCUUUUAUAUCUCGGAAAUCAGAGACAUGCUGUAGUUACCUAUGAUAUUUGUCAAGAUAACUGACUUUAAGAACAAUU